ACUUCACAGUUUACAAGAUGAGGGCUCCAAUGCAUCUGUCAUACAGUCAGUGGUCACUCUUCACUGAGCCAACCACAGGGCGGAGACUCCUCACUAGCCUACGUCCCUCCCAAACAGGCGGAGCGUCAGCUGCGUCGGGAGAAAAUGUCAACAACAUGCCGGAGUCUUCCACAGAAACAGAAACUGAAGAGGGAGCGAGAAACAGGCUGCAAAUACAAGAAGGAAGCAAGGCGUCUGCUAACGUCGUGUCUUUAAUAUCUCACUUCGCAGAUGAAAAUUUGACACUUGUGCGGAAUAUAAGCACUGGGCUGGCUGUUGCAGGUGUCAUUGUAAUAGCAAGGAGUAUCAAACUGGUCACCAAGUUCCAAGCAGCAUCCGAGAUCCCAGCUCGUUUUAUUGAGAGGAAUGUCAGCCUCCGUGGGAAAGUUCAUUCAGUCACUGAGAAAGGACUCGAAGUGGAACAUGUCCCAAUUUAUCUCCCUGUCCUCUCUCCAUUACUUUCAAAACACAAAGGUAUGCACACGUCUCCAAUGCUGGUGCAUCUUGCAGGAGUGGAGCUGACCCCAGAGGGCAGGGCAUGGCUGCAGAACAACCUGACUCCUUCACAAACAGUCUGGUUAAAACUUAUCAGCAGAAAGAACGAGACGCUACACUGUUUGGUGUCUCAAAGCAAGAAGGGGUCGAUGUGGAGCUACUGUAUGAAUGAAGAGGUCCUCAGGCUGGGCCUGGCUCGCACUGCGCCUGUUGUGGGAGUCUUGCCGGACUCUCGCCUCUACUGGCGUCUCCACAAACGGCUGCACAGAGCAGAGGUCAGAGCUGAGAAGAAGGGGCGGGGGCUGUGGAAGCAGGACAGCCUAUGGGAGAGGGUCUCCAAAGCCAUCGGGGACAGUGCUGUCUUCAGAAUGAUCAGGAGGAUCUUUAAGAGGACUUAAUAGAAUGAUUGACAAAGACAAUGACAGUUCACAGUGGAUUAUAACUGCAAACAGAGAAGUUUAAAAGUUUUCAAACAGUGCCAUCACUUACCUGCCUUUGCUGACGGAUGUGGUACUGCAUGCUGCAAAAACAUGUACAUUAUCCCUAUAAUAUAAUAACAAGAGCUUAAAUUUUAUGAACAUUCCUCUUUACACUUGUUGCACAUGUUUACAGCUGUGUUUUCUUUGUUUCCAUGUCUAGAAGUUUAAAAUAAUUAAAACCUCUUUAAACCCUGA
Cheilinus undulatus (humphead wrasse) is the source of this 1208-nucleotide messenger RNA. It is a transcript of the gene miso1, whose product is annotated as c18h3orf33 homolog (H. sapiens). The record is from RefSeq and is a predicted model, not a curated record. The coding region runs from base 18 to 932 and encodes 304 amino acids. NCBI's taxonomy places the organism in Eukaryota, Metazoa, Chordata, Actinopteri, Labriformes, Labridae. The transcript has 6 exons.